AUGUACAUGUACUUGCGAGUCGCAAGUUGCGACGCAGCCCCGGGUGAGAGGCAAAUUUGUAUCGCAUCUGGUGCUCAUGUCCCGGAUCAAGCCAUCGCAUCGCGGGCAAAACGCCACCUAUGGAAGCAGCAUUCGCUGGCCACCAGCCUCCGCUAUCGCACACGUGACAUGAGUGCGAUCUACGGUCACCGUUCUACACCCGCAACUCCGAGCCACUCCAGUACAGCACUGGCCUGAGGCGGGCCAAGGUCGGACGGGUCCAACUGAUACCCUCCGACUUCAGUGAGAGCGCGUGGCAGCGAAAACGGCAAUUCAAGCAGACAACUAGCAAAACUCGGAUCUCUGCUUCAUUCGAGCACGACCGCCAACCGAAUGCCAACAAAGCGAUGCUCGAAGUUCGCAAUCAAAGUUGACAGCUCCGCAUUUCAAGGAGACGGAUUUAUUGGCAACCUGGUUGGUGACCGCUUAUCCGCCAGUCACAAAAACACAUGACGCACACUUUUUGUGGCGCAAUCGGGCGCACGUAAUCGACGGGCGAAGAUAAUAAUGGGUCCAAAUACCCAUUAAAUAAGUGCUUUUCGUGUUUGGGUCGAUUUGCUGUUUGAUCAGUCUUUCUCGUUCGGAGACGGUCUUCACGAUCACGAUACUGCCGAGGUUGUAUCAAGCUUGAUGACGAAAUGCGCAAUAUUACCGUGAUACAAGCACAUAAUCGCUGGCUGCUUGUUACCUGCAAUGCGUGGGGUCUAACUUGAUCCUGGAUGGAUUACGGGAAGGUACGUGUAAACAACACACAGCCUAAAUUUCUGCGAGCCUAAUAGCUGUUGCUUCGAAAUCCUCUGGCAUGUUGUGUCAUCGAUGGGUAUCUCGGUAGGAAUUGUAGCUUUCUAGCGCUCGACCGCCAAUAUUGCUCAGAAAAUGAAGGCAGCACAAUUGUGUAACUGAAGUAUUUCACUAAAUAUAGUAGUGUGGUGAAGUCCUGGGGAAAAUUCUGUAUGGA
Molecule: messenger RNA, 997 nt
Organism: Phytophthora nicotianae INRA-310
Lineage: Eukaryota; Oomycota; Peronosporomycetes; Peronosporales; Peronosporaceae
Exons: 1
Coding region: 1-237 (78 amino acids)
Source: RefSeq, a predicted model, not a curated record